AUGGACGCACAACCAGAAAUAGAUCCGAACUUCGAGCCACAAGCGAGAGCCAGGAGCAAUACUUGGCCUUGCAGGCCUCAAGAGCCGAUAAACGAUACUCAAAGUUCACCAGCAUCAGACGAAUGUGCGUCAGAAAAUGCAAUAAAACAAGAAAAUGUCGCCUUAAACAAGAAGACAUCAUCUCGACGUAAUGCGUGGGGAAAUCUCUCGUAUGCUGACCUAAUUACGAAAGCUAUACAAAGUUCGGCAGAACAGCGACUUACACUGUCGCAAAUUUACGACUGGAUGGUCCAGAAUGUACCCUACUUUAAAGAUAAAGGGGACAACACAAGCUCGGCAGGUUGGAAGAAUUCCAUACGACACAACUUGUCCUUGCACAGUCGCUUUAUGAGAAUUCAAAAUGAAGGCACAGGGAAGAGUUCUUGGUGGGUCAUCAACCCAGACGCCAAACCUGGAAAAACACCCCGCAGACGUGCUGGUAGCAUGGAAACAAAAAGCUAUGAGAAAAGGCGGGGAAGGGUAAAGAAAAAGGUGGAAGCUUUACGUGCAGCUCUAGAGAAUAAUAACAGUCCAUCGUCCACUACGGACGACUAUCUUAAUGACUCUCCACUGGGAUUCCAGCUUAGUCCAGAGUUCCGACAGAGGACAAGUUCAAAUGCCAGUAGUUGUGGCCGCCUCUCCCCAAUACAGGCUGGCAUUGAGCCUGAUCUCCAUGACAACCAGGUGCCACCUAUGUCGCCUAUUCCAUGGGGAAGUGAAGAAGGGACUGUGCCUAGUUACGAUCAGUUGGGACAGUAUGACCGGCUGGUGGACACUCUUGUUGACAGCAUGAAGCUGGGGGAGAGUGGCCUCAGUCUAGGUAUUGACAAUGGUGGGGGACUGGGGGGCCUGGAAGGUGAUAUAGAAAUGCUUACAGAGUCCAGCUUACAACAGCAGCUUAUGCCUACUAGUGACAAUGUAAAUCUGUCCCAGUUUAGUAAUCAAAGUGCCAACUAUGAUGAUGCUCAGUACAGGAACAUGCCUGCCCCACCCCCUUACAGGGACGCAAUGCGCCGCAGCCCACAGCAGCAGGGUGUGGACCAGCUCCCACAGAAUGGCAACUUUUCGGACCUAGGUAUUUCACAGCAGAAUACCCUUGGAAUGUUUGGACAGACAACAGAUACAGGACUGUUCACUGGAGACAUGUUGCUGCAACAAGCCCGUAUCAGCCCUAGCUCCAGUCAGCUUAGUGUCAACACCCAACAACAACAGUUGUCCUCUCCAGCCAGAUCUCCCCAAGGUUGCCAGCAGAUCAGCCCCUCUCAAUACGACAGUCGGGUGGGGUUCUCUCCUUCCCCACAAGCCAAGCAACUGUCCCCACAGCUCACCAGUCGCCAGCAACACUCCAUCCUGCAGCAGUGUCUUGAGGCACCAUCAGACUCGCUGUUGAGAGCAGCCCUUACACAAAACUCAGGUCUGGCUCAGCAGAAAACACUCCCAUACCCACAGAUGCCCAUGUCCUCCACGCCCUCCACACAGCCACAGUACAAUGUGCGCUAUGGCAACACGCAGCUCAACAUGAGGCCACAACAACCUGCUCCUGGUCUUAAUGGAAUCAAUAACAAUGUUGCCUCCACCAUGCGCCAACAGCAACAACAAACACAACAGCAGCAGCAGGUUCAGCAACAGCAGCAGCAAUUAGGUCUGUUGAGUAAUAUUGGCAGUGCUCCUCGUCAGUCCUCUGACAGUCCUCAACUUGUGCUAACAUCAUCCAAUAGACAGAACAUAUCACCUCAGGAACAGGGGAUGGCCAAUAUGCCACCCACUGCUCCCAGCUCUAACUCCCUUAAUGAAAUUGAAGCUGACUUUUUUGAUUUGGGAUGCGACAUGGAACAGGUGCUCCAACAUGAACUCAGUCUUGAAGGCACUUUAGAUUUCAACUUUGAUACAGUAAAUAACAGCUCCACGGCUACUUCUGGAACAGACACUCAGAAUUUGGUACGAUAAUGAUGGUUGAAGCUUAGGACUUCAUAGUUAGUGGUUCAUCAAUUGUAGUGAAAGCUGAAAAAUAAGUUCA
Molecule: messenger RNA, 2056 nt
Organism: Ylistrum balloti
Lineage: Eukaryota; Metazoa; Mollusca; Bivalvia; Pectinida; Pectinidae
Product: forkhead box protein O-like
Exons: 2
Coding region: 1-1986 (661 amino acids)
Biological process (GO): regulation of transcription by RNA polymerase II
Cellular component (GO): nucleus
Molecular function (GO): RNA polymerase II cis-regulatory region sequence-specific DNA binding; DNA-binding transcription factor activity, RNA polymerase II-specific
Source: RefSeq, a predicted model, not a curated record